Porites evermanni is the source of this 2496-nucleotide messenger RNA. NCBI's taxonomy places the organism in Eukaryota, Metazoa, Cnidaria, Anthozoa, Scleractinia, Poritidae. The record is from the annotation of a GenBank genome assembly.
AUGUCCAACAUCCUUGUUGUUAUCCUGAUUGCAUGGCUUGCAUACGCAGAAGGAUCACCGGUAAGAGAUCAUGAUCAUGUCACCAGGAGUCCAUAACCCGGAGAGAGUAACUUCCAUAAGCUCCAAGUAAAGAAAUCCAAGACAGUCUUGGAUUCUGGAUCCCAUGGUGUAGAUUCCAGAUUCUAGGUAUUCUCUGGAUUCCGGAUUACUUAUCAUGGGAAGGUGGAUUCCGGAUUCCUUAAGCUAAUUCUGGAUUUCAAAGCCCAGGAUUCCAGUUUUUAGAAGCAAAGCUUUCCAGAUUUUCCGAAAUAAAGAUUACCUUAUGUGAGGCGUUUCCAUGUACUCGUGCCACGACGUUUUCAUCGGUUCUCAUCAGUUAAGGGCUCCUGGUUUCACAUUCCUUUCUUUUAACUUAUUUACAGUUGAAGCACGAUGCGUUUUUUGUUUUUUUACUUUCUGUAAUACCCGCUUUCAUGUUCCUAUGUUUUCACUGUCACUCAUCAUUUGAGGAAGGUGCGGUAUCAUUUCUUCUCCAGCAUGCUAAUGAUGAUUUUACAAAACAAAAUUGGAAUUUUAUAGAGUUGGUCAAUUUUUUGGCAUUUUCAAUGAUGGCAUGAAAGUUGUUUCUCUCCCAAAAACGAAUAAAGAAAUGGUUCCCGGCUUGUGUUUAUAACUUUGGGCGGUAUUUCUGCUAUAGGUAGGACUACUGAUUUUGCAUCUUGAAUUCCUUUUGUUUAUUUAUUUAUUGAACAUUGAAGGGUAACCCCAACAGUGAGCUAAUUCGCUGAUUACUGUAGGUUCAAUCCCUUUCCGCCAAACAACCAAGAUUUGCGUCCUGUUUAAAAAAUAUAACAGCUUCUUCUACCAAAUCAACUAAGCUUUCCGUGAUUUUCUCUCCACAGCGUCUUAUUCGAGGUAAGAGUCAAAUUAUAGCUGUCCUUACACGUUUUAGUUCAGAAUCAUAAUGAAAUGGAUAAACCUUUAAUGCUUGAAUCACUGUAUUCAACGGGGUCAAGAUGGAGCAUGCUUCUCUUGCGAGCCAUGUCCUUAUACCUGUAAAAUCGCCGACAUUAAAGUGAACAGAGGUUAAAAUGUCUGGUCUGUCCUAACAAAUCUUUGCCACCUUGCCCUGACUUUCGAGCGUGCGCAGCCAUAACCUGUGGACCAGGCUUCUCCUGUGAGCCAUGUCCUUGUAACUGUAAUAUCGCCCGUUGCGUUCCAACAACACUGCUUCCAACAUCUGGUAAAAGCCCUUUACUUAUUAGUCCUUUUGAUUUUACAUAUAUAAUGCAAUUAAAUUGGAAGGUUUAAAUGUCCUAUUCUGUUUGACUCAACAGGCCAAGGAUGUCAAUGCAGCAACAAAACUCUGCCAUCUUGUCCUGACUUUGGAGCAUGCGCCGCCAUAAUUUGUGGACCAGGCUUUUCUUGUGAACCAUGUCCUUGUAACUGUAAUAUCGCCCGGUGCGUGCCAAUAUAGUCUUUAACUUUAAAAUGUAAAAUGCAAUGGAAAUGGAAUGUCUCAAGGACCUAUUGUUUGACUGAACAGGCCCAGAAUGCCAAUGCCUCAACGAAACUCUGCCACCUUGCCCUGACUUUAGAGCAUGCGUCGCCGUUACUUGUGGACCAGGCUUCUCCUGUGAACCAUGUCCUUGUGACUGUAAUAUCGCCCGUUGCGUUCCAACAGCACCGCUUCCAACAUCAGGUAAAAGCCAUUUACCUAUUAGUCCUUUUGAUUUUAAAUAUAUAAUGCAAUUAAAAUGGAAGGUUUAAAUGUCCUAUAGUGUUUGACUCAACUGGCCAAGGAUGUCAAUGCAGCAACCAAAAUCUGCCACCUUGUCCUGACUUUGGAGCAUGUGCAGCUAUAACGUGUGGACCAGGCUUCUCCUGCGAACCAUGUCCUUGUAAUUGUGACAUUGGCCGAUGCGUGCCAACAGCACCCCUUCCAACUCCAGGCGAGUCAUGGAAAUUUUAUUAUUAUUAUUAUUUACUUAAAGGAUGCAAAAUACAACUGUCCCAACGUAUCCUUGUCACCUUACCCUGAUUUUGGAGCAUGUGUAGACAUACCCUGUGAGCCAGGCUUUUACCGCGACUCAUGUCCUUGCAACUGUAACAUUGCCAGGUGCAUUCCAACAGCUCCCCUUCCAACGCCAGGUGGAAGACGUAUAUAGUCUUUUUACUUUAAAAUGUUAAAUGUAAUGGAAAUGGAAUAUCUCAAGGACCUUUGUUUGACUCGACAUGCCCAGAAUUUCAAUGCCGCAAGAAAACUCUGCCACGUUGCCCUGACUUUUCGAGCUUGUGCAGCCAUAAGUUGUGGACUAGGCCUCUCUUGCGAGCCAUGUUCUUGCGACUGUAACAUCGCCCGGUGCGUGCGGCGAAGAGUUCCAGGUGAAAAUUCCUUUUAUUUAAACAUAAAAGUGUAAUUCUAAUUCAGGGAUUGAUGAUUUAUUGCUUAACUCAGCAGGACGAAGAUGCAAAUGGCGUAACAAAUUUUUGCCA